CCACGAGCGUGCCAUUUUCAGUUCUGGAUUCACGGCAAGGACAGACUGACACUUUCAGCAUGAAGUCUUUUUCUUCCCCCGAGUCUCCCAGACAGAGGACCAUGAGAAGAGUCUCCAAGCCUGUGAUGGAGAAACGCAGACGGGAGCGGAUCAACCACAGUCUGGAGACAAUACGACUCCUGAUGCUGGAUAACACUCACUAUGAGAAUCUGAAGAAUCCAAAGGUGGAGAAGGCAGAGAUCCUGGAGAGUGUGGUCCAUUUCCUUAAGACAGAGAAGGAGGUGGAGAAGGGUCACCGGGCCGUGAGGAGAGUCCUGUCCAGAGAGCAGAGACCAGCCUCCGCCCGCCAGCACAACUACCAUGACGGCAUGAGGUCCUGUCUGCUGAGGGUCAGCCACUUCAUAGCCAGCAAGAGCCAGGGGUCAGAGGAGGCCGGUGGGGACACAGUUCAGGCUUCUCUUGCGCUCCCUGGCCCCCAGACACACCCUUCAUCUCCCGGACACAUCCACAGGGCACAGGUUGCUCUGUCUCCCCAGCAUCUGUCCCACCGUCACCGCCAGCACGGGAUCUCUCACCCAUACCUCACCCAGAGGACUGGCCUUCACUGUGACACCAGGGAGCUGCUCUCCUCUACGGCAGCCUGCACGCACAUCACUGAUCCAGUGUGGAGGCCCUGGCCGCAGUGA
Epinephelus fuscoguttatus (brown-marbled grouper) is the source of this 686-nucleotide messenger RNA. RefSeq names its product hairy-related 5 (gene her5). Lineage: Eukaryota; Metazoa; Chordata; Actinopteri; Perciformes; Serranidae. The transcript has 3 exons. Gene Ontology annotation, biological process: regulation of neurogenesis; anterior/posterior pattern specification; regulation of transcription by RNA polymerase II. The record is from RefSeq and is a predicted model, not a curated record. Bases 60 to 686 code for a protein of 208 amino acids. Gene Ontology annotation, molecular function: protein dimerization activity; RNA polymerase II cis-regulatory region sequence-specific DNA binding; DNA-binding transcription factor activity, RNA polymerase II-specific. Gene Ontology annotation, cellular component: nucleus.